CUUUUUAUAAAACAAGCAAAUCAAUAUUCUACUUCUAGUGUUAAAAUGAGUCGUCAAACCUUUUUAUUUAGCCCUAAGUUUAAUAAGAAACUGAUCUAUAAUUCACCAUCAAAUAAGUAUCAAGAAUUCACUAAUGCUUAUGUGUAUAGUAUUAUGUUUAAAACUGGAAAUGAUACCCCUAAUCGAAAUAAUGUUUGUCGUGAAACUACAAAAGAAUGGAAUAAAAUUAAAAACAAGAGUAAAUCAGAAAUUGAUGAGAUAAUUAGAGAUUACCUGGCCAUGCCAAAUAACCUAUAUGACAUACAAAAAAUAAGACUAAGUGAUCCCUUGGAACGUCUUUAA
Molecule: messenger RNA, 342 nt
Organism: Funneliformis geosporum
Lineage: Eukaryota; Fungi; Glomeromycota; Glomeromycetes; Glomerales; Glomeraceae
Source: the annotation of a GenBank genome assembly